CUCAAUGGAACACUGUCACGGGGUGUCUGGUGUCGGUGACACCUUGACGGCUGGGCUCGCAGUCGGCUCGGGAUCGCUGGGACCAAGCCCAAGCCCCGGCGGAAGCCCCCUGUUGCUUAACUCAGCGUGUGGCGGGGCGGUAUCGCACCCAUGGAGGCGGCACUUGGGCGCGUGGGCCGUGUCCAGGCCUGCCCUGGGUGUUCGUGGUGGUCGGCUGCCAACAUGCGGCGAGCGGCAGGAAGCCGGAACGACUUGUUGAACUCAGCAUUUUUCUUCUCGGACAGAUCUUCAGAUGAAGAAGGCAUCUGCCACUGGAUCUCAGUAUUAGAUUAGAUUAGAGCUUAAUUUCCCAUCCCUUUACAACGGUAUGUUGAGUAUUUCUCACCCUGACCCAAGUAAAAGCUUCCUCGCACGCCCCUCUUCCCCACACUGCCGCAGUGUGGUUGAUACACCCCCGCCAGCCAUCCAAGCAGGGCCAGGCUUUAGGCCUUUCUUAAAUAAAGCCUGAAACAACCUGUCCAUCAGCUGCCUUGAUCUCUGACCUGCAUUCUCCCUACUGUCAACUUCCACCACCCGUAUCUCUCCGCCCACGCUCUUUCUUGCGGCAGAACAGCCCUUGUUUUUGUUAACUUUGGUCUGGAUUUCCCGACGCUGUCACUGGAGUUUUUGCAACUUUCGGUCAUAGUUUUCCUACCUCUACGAGUCACACACACCCACCCCAACCAACCCGCCCACCAUGUCCAAGGUGAGCAAGGCCACGGCCGCGAAGACGCGGCUCCUGGGGGAGAUGAAGACCUUGCGACAGGAGAAGUGGAUUCAUUUUGACGAUAACGAAGACAUUAACAUCAUGAAAUGGAGGUUCGCCCUCAUGGUGAUCAACUCCGACUCGGUUUUCAACGGCGCCUACCUCCAGGCCGAGAUGUCGUUUAGCGAAGAUUACCCUUACUCCCCGCCCAAGUUCCGUUUCCUGAACCCGAUCACCCACCCCAACGUGUACCCCGACGGCCAGCUCUGUAUCUCGAUCUUGCACACGCCCGGGGAGGAUGUCAUGUCUGGCGAGUCGGCGUCGGAGCGGUGGACACCGCUGCAUGGUGUGGAGAGUGUGUUGAGAUCGGUGUUGCUGCUGCUGGACGAUCCCGAGAUUGGCUCCCCCGCUAAUGUCGACGCGGGAGUCAUGUAUCGGGAUCGGAGGGAGGAGUAUAACAGGAAGGCGAAGGAGACGGUGGAGUACUCCAAGACAAAGGUGCCCGAGGGGUUUGAGAUGCCGAGGAGCUUUGAGAGUGCGCCGCCGCCGAAGAUGGAGAAUGAUGACGGUUUUUGGCAAGAAAGCGAUGAGGAUUUUGACUUUGGAGGGAGUGAUACCGGCGACGAGGAGAUGGAGGAUUUUGAGGGUGAUGAGGAUGAUGAAGAGGGGGAUGGGGAAGAGGAGGGCAGUGAUGAUGAUGGCAGUGAGGAUGAGGUUGCUUCUGGCGCGGGGACCAAGAAGCGGUGAUCAACAGUUUAUCGCGGGAGAGUUCUUUACGGUCAUUUUACACUUUUCCUUCUGUCUGUCGGUUCGGUUUCCCAUCCGUCUAGCGUGCAUUGCAUGGGGGAACACCUCGAACAUCGAGAAUGGGCGUUUAUGGGCUGGGGAAGGAGGAAAUACUGGGUGAGGGUUCCUUCACAAUGCUUGGCUGGUUGUUUUAUGUUUGUUGGAAGCACGGCGUAUUUAUUUAUGGGAGGCCAGGGAGCGAAAGCAGAAUAGAUGGGCGCGUUCAGGAUUGCGAAUAGCUUUUGUUUGUCUGGUGUGAAAUACAGCGAGGAGUGAUGCUAAAGCUGGUAUACGGGAGAUAUUAAUCGUUUUAUUUACUCUAGAUAACGAGCAAACUAUACAUUACACCGCGAGCUCCUGUCAGUUGCAAACAUAUUCUGUGUCAA
Messenger RNA from Podospora pseudocomata, 1917 nucleotides. RefSeq lists its product as uncharacterized. NCBI's taxonomy places the organism in Eukaryota, Fungi, Ascomycota, Sordariomycetes, Sordariales, Podosporaceae. The record is from RefSeq and is a predicted model, not a curated record. Gene Ontology annotation, molecular function: ubiquitin conjugating enzyme activity. The transcript has 2 exons. Bases 737 to 1492 code for a protein of 251 amino acids. Gene Ontology annotation, biological process: ubiquitin-dependent protein catabolic process; protein polyubiquitination.